Aspergillus uvarum CBS 121591 is the source of this 1550-nucleotide messenger RNA. RefSeq names its product 2,3-butanediol dehydrogenase. Gene Ontology annotation, cellular component: cytoplasm. The coding region runs from base 151 to 1284 and encodes 377 amino acids. Gene Ontology annotation, biological process: butanediol biosynthetic process. The record is from RefSeq and is a predicted model, not a curated record. Gene Ontology annotation, molecular function: (R,R)-butanediol dehydrogenase activity; zinc ion binding. The transcript has 5 exons. Lineage: Eukaryota; Fungi; Ascomycota; Eurotiomycetes; Eurotiales; Aspergillaceae.
CUCUUUUUUUUUUUUUUGGAGUCCAGAGUUCUUCACACACUGCAGAGUUAAUCUUCUGGUUGUUGGACUUAUAACAGAGUGGUUUGUGCGCAUUCAGAGCACAAGCAGUACAACUCUACAUUCAAACCUUGAAGUAUACCGUCCUUCACCAUGAGAGCAGUCCGCUUUUACGGAGCUGGAGACAUCCGAGUCGAUCAGAUCGAAGAGCCGGUUUGUGGAGAGGGGCAGGUCAAGAUCCGACCUGCGUUUGUAGGGAUCUGCGGAAGUGAUUUGCAUGAGUACACGUGCGGGCCGCACCUGGUACCCCUGACGCCACAUGCGAUCACCGGGGGACAACUACCAACAACCCUGGGCCACGAGUUUAGCGGCACAGUUGAGGAGGUGGGGACCGGAGUUGCUGGUGUCGUCGCGAACCUCAAGGUUGGAGAUCGGGUUGCUGUUCGGCCCAACUUGAACGACGGGAAUUGUCCUCCCUGUUUGCGCGGAACCCCGAAUUGUUGUCGCAAUUUGGGCUUUGUGGGGUAUAGUAGUAGGUUCGAUCUUUUCCCCAAUGUUUGUUUCGGCUAUCAUCAGGCUGAGAAAUUUCAAGGCAAUGCAGGGGGGUUGUCGGAUCAUGUCGUAGUUGACGCAGAACUUGCCAUUCCGCUACCGGACAACAUCCCUUUGGAUAUCGGCGCGCUUGUUGAACCGCUGUCUGUGGCGUGGCAUGCAGCAAAUCGCAGCCCUCUUGAGGGUGCUCGGACGGCUCUUGUCGUGGGAGGCGGUCCUAUUGGUUUGGCCGUGGUUCAAGUGCUUUUAGCCCGAGGAGUAGAGUCUAUCAUCAUCGCGGAAGUCUCCUCGCGACGACGAGAAUUCGCGAAAAUAUUGGGCGCCACACAUGUCCUUGAUCCUCGGACAGAAGAUGUCGUCUCUAUGGUACGAGCAAUGACCGGAAACGCGGGCGUAGAUGUGGCCUUUGAAUGCUCUGGCGUGCAAGCCGGCUUGGAUACGGCUCUUCGGGGCAUCCGGGUCCGAGGAACAGUCACAAUUGUGUCGCUUUGGGAAGCAAAACCGAGCAUAGACGCCAGCGCGAUCGUGCUAGACGAGAAGCAUGUAAUCGGGGCGGCAAUAUUUGCCGAUGGGAUUUUUCCAGCUGUCAUUGAAGCCAUAAGCUCGGGCAAGCUCAACCCUCAAACCAUGAUCACCAGCAAGAUUCGAAUGGAAGACAUUGUUGAAAAAGGAUUCGAGGCCCUGAUCAACGAGAAAGAUAAACAUGUCAAGAUCUUAGUUGACAUCUCGGCAUGAAUUCCAGGAGGGAGGGUCUAAGGUAAGACAAGACGCCCUGGUCAGAUGCGGCUGUGAAGGUCGCACAGCUGUGCCUCAAAAUGAGCGUUUGUGUUGUCAAGUCCUUUUCCGAAGCCAUCCAUAACGGCCCAAGGCAUGUGUGAUGGCACACUUGCUGUGUAUUCUGACGCCAGCCACUCUCAGCCUAAUGGGAGCUGAAGGUAAGAACUGAAGCCUGGCAGCAGUGCCAAGAGAAUCCGGCCAUGAUAGACCUGGGCUAGAUACAU